GGACAGCGUCGAUGACAUCAACCUUCAUCCUCAUUCUCUCCUCCGAGGCGCGCGAGUAAUGCUCCGGUCGGUCCGUCGGUGUUCGGGAACAUUCACACCUGCGCUGCUCGAGUCCUCAUGACACUGAAUGUUCACGCAGGAAAACCGGAUCAGACCACUGGGGAUUAUGAAAACCAGGACAUGAAGCUGAAACACAACUAGAAAUAAAGAGCAGAGAAACAGUGCGUGUGUCUGGACGUUGAGGUCGAGAGGUCAUGGCUGCUUGCAUCACUGGUGGUUGGGUUCGAUUCCUGCUUCUCAUCCUCAUCUCUGUGCUGCACGCCUCCUGCGAUGCGUUGUUGGCGCCGAGGUUCACGAAGAUUCCCACGGAUCAGAUUGGCGUGUCCGGUGGUGUUGUAUCUUUCGUGUGUCAGGCCGCAGGUGACCCAAAGCCGCUGGUGUUCUGGAAUAAAAAGGGCAAGAAAGUGAAUUCACAGAGAAUUGAGACAAUAGAGUUCGAUGAAGGGGCGGGAGCGGUGCUGCGGAUCCAACCACUCAGAGCGCCGCGUGAUGAAAACGUUUACGAGUGUGUCGCCAGAAACACUGAGGGUGAAAUCGCCGUCACCUCCAAACUGUCCAUCAUCAGAGAGGACCUGCUGCCGUUUGGGUUCCCGAGCAUCGACAUGGGUCCACAGCUGAAGGUGGUGGAGAGGACUCGAACGGCGACCAUGAUGUGUGCGGCCAGUGGAAUCCCGGAUCCAGAGAUCUCCUGGUUUAAAGACUUCCUGCCCGUGGAGCCGGCGCUCAGUCAAGGGCGAAUCAAACAGCUGCGAUCAGGUGCUCUUCAGAUCGAGCGCAGUGAAGAGACGGAUCAGGGGAAGUAUGAGUGCGUGGCGUCUAACUCUCAGGGCGUGCGCUACUCGUCCCCUGCAAACUUAUACGUGAGAGUUCGGCGUGUUCCUCCUCGCUUCACCAUCAUGCCCACCAGUCACGAGAUCAUGCCGGGCGGCAGCGUGAACAUCACCUGUGUGGCGGUCGGGUCGCCCAUGCCCUACGUGAAGUGGAUGCUCAAUUCUGAGGAUCUGACGCCCGAGGACGAGAUGCCCGUCGGGCGAAAUGUUCUCGAACUGAACAGCAUCCGUGAGUCGGCUAACUACACCUGCAUGGCCAUGAGCAGCCUGGGCAUCAUCGAAGCGGUGGCACAAGUGAUCGUUAAAUCUUUACCCAGAGCUCCCGGUACCCCCAUCGUCACGGAGACGACCCCCACCAGUGUCACCAUCACCUGGGACUCCGGUAACCCUGACCCCGUGUCCUAUUACAUCAUCCAGUAUCGCGCCAAAUCGCCGGACAGCAAGUACGAGACGGUGGACUCGAUCACCACGACACGCUACAGCAUCGGCGGUCUGUAUCCCAACACGGAGUACGAGAUCCGCGUUUCUGCCGUCAACACCAUCGGACAGGGUCCGCCCAGCAACAAGGUGGAAGCUCGCACCGGCGAACAGGCCCCCGCCAGCCCGCCGCGAAACAUCCAGGCACGCAUCAUAUCCCAGAACGCCGUGAUGGUGCGCUGGGACGAGCCGGAGGAGCCCAACGGUCUGAUCAAAGGAUAUCGAGUUUAUUACACCAUGGAUCCGUCACAGCCAAUGAGCAACUGGCAGAUCCACAACGUCCAGGACAGUGUCAUCACCACCAUCCACAGUUUAGUGCCGUCUGAGACGUACACCGUACGCGUGCUGGCGUUCACGUCGGUGGGAGACGGACCGUUCUCUGAUCCCGUUCAUGUCAAAGUGAGACCUGGAGUUCCCGGACAGCCAGGGAAGUUUCAGGUGGGUAAAGUGACGGACACGAGUGUUGAGUUGACCUGGGAACCCGCGUACUCCAAAGAACCAGUGAAGAGUUAUGAACUGAUCUAUAAAGCUCCAGAGCUCGGCAUUCAGGAGAAGAGGAAUUUCGAGCCGAGGUCGUCGUACGUGGUGGAGCGUCUCCGUGCCAACACUGAAUACAGCUUCUCUCUGGCCGCCGUUUCCAACAAAGGCAUCGGCGCGUUCAGCCAUGAGAUCGCCCAGCGCACCGCACAAGCCAAGCCCACGGCGCCUCCGCGAGAGGUCCGCUGUGUCAGCGCGAGCUCCACCGUACUGUCGGUAAGUUGGGCUCCGCCCCCGGAGGAGCAACAGAACGGCGAGCUGCUCGGUUACGAGUUGCGUUACGAGGUCUCUGGUGGUGACUCAGCACAGACGAUUCGUUUGGAGUCUGACGCGGGACAGACGCUGCUGACGGGCCUGCGGCGGUGGAGCGUUUACCGCGUCGCUGUAGUGGCACUCACGGCGCAGGGCAGCGGACCCGAGAGCUCACCUGUGGAGUGCAGCACGGAUGAAGACGUUCCAGGAGCUCCGCCCAGACAGGUGCAGGUUCAACCACUCAAUGGCACCUCCAUCAAAGUGUCGUGGCGCUCUGUGUUGCCAAGGCAACGGAACGGGCAGAUUCGAGGAUAUCAGGUGCACUAUGCUCGCAUGGAGAACAGAGAGUCACGAGGUCAGCCGCAAAUCAAAGACGUCAUGCUGGACGACGCGCAGAGAGAACUGGAUGAGACAGCAGAAUAUGAGAUGAUUGUUGAAGAUCUUCAGCCUGAGACGUUGUACUCCAUCAGUGUCACGGCGUACACUAUUAAAGGUGACGGAUCACGAAGCGUUGCUCAGCUGGUGCAGACGCCUGUAGCAUUACCCGCUCGUCCGUCUCUGUCAGUCCGGCUGGUUAACGACACGUCCGCUACGGUGUCCUGGACGCCUCAACAAUCAUCAAACCCGCUGCUACAGAUCCUGGGCUUUCACCUGACGUAUGGCCUUAAAAACGACACCCCGUCCUUUUCUGCGGAGGUCAAACCUGAAGAUCGUGAAUACAGCGUGAGCGACCUGCGUCCAGGAGCGGUUUACUCAUUCCUCCUGGCCGCUAGAGGGCGCUCCGGUUACGGUGAAGCGGGUCAAGAGGAUCUCACCGUGCCUGAGGUCCCUCCUAAUGGUUUUCCGCAGCUAUCGGAUGACGUGAACGCCACCUGCUGCUCGCUGCAGUUCACCUGGCGACCGCCGAACCCCUCGUUACAAAACACUAUUAUAAUGGGAUACACGCUUGAGUACGGCGAAGCAGGUGGUAUUGAACCAUGGACGCUGAUGUUACCGUUCGACGUGUUCAGCUACACCAUUCACGGCUUGAGCCCAGACCGGGCGUACGCUGUGAGAGUGUGUGCUCGGAUCAGCACCGGGGCCGGGCCGUGUAGUCCGCAGGUGUUGUACCGCACGACGGCCUUCGACACAGAUGUGCCGAGGAAUUUCUCUGUGAAUUUGGCGACUAAGACGAGUGUGUUGCUGACGUGGGAGUUUCCAGAGAGCAGCGCCCCCUAUCGCUUCACUGUGGAGUAUAACAGACAGAAGAUGGAGGUUGACGCUCGUUUGAGGAAGGCCGUGAUUCCAAACCUGCAGCCGGACACCAGCUACGACUUCAAGAUCACCAGUCCUGAGGGGAACAUGGGCGGCCUGAGACACCGAAUACACGCCAAGACGUCCCCCCCGAUCCUCAUCCGCCGGCCGGAGGUCGACCACACACGAGAGACCGAAGCGACCGUCACCAUCAUCCUGCCGUCAAUGGACACCCGCAGCAACAUCAGGAACAUCUAUGUGGUGGUGGUUCCUCUGAAGAGAGCUCGAGGGGUCAUACGACACCUGAAGAGUCCAGACGAGAUGGACCUGGAGGAGCUGUUGAAGGACAUCAGUCAGAAACAGAAAGAUCCUCGACAGCGUCAGGUGGACUUGCGGAGGGCAUACAUCACUGCCCGCUUCACGCCCGCCACACUGCCCGCCUUCUUCACCCUCGGAGACCAGCUGGACUACGGCGGCUUUGAGAACCGCGCACUGGAGCCGGGCCAGGAGUAUGUGUUCUUUAUAUUGGCAGAACUCAACUCAACCACUGGGAAGAUGUUUGUGGCCAGUCCGUACACUGACCCUGUGAUCGCGCCGGAUUCUGACCCUCAGCCUCUGGAUGCGGGUGACGGGCUCAUCUGGGUGGUCGGUCCCGUCCUCGCGGUGGUCUUUAUCAUCUGCAUCGUCAUCGCCAUUCUGCUCUACAAGAAUAAACCCCACAGUAAGCGGAAGGACUCUGAGCCGGGCACCAAGUGUUUACUGAAUAACGCCGAGAUGAUGGCGCAUCACCCGACCGACCCCGUCGAGAUGAGACGAAUCAACUUCCAGACGGCAGGUAUGAUGAAUCACCCCCCCAUCCCCAUCACAGCUCUGCCUGAGCACACAGACAGACUGAAGGCCAACGACAACCUGCACCUGUCGCAGGAGUAUGAGUCGAUUGAUCCUGGGCAGCAGUUCACAUGGGAACAUUCAAACCUUGAGGUGAACAAGCCAAAGAACCGUUACGCCAAUGUGAUCGCGUACGACCACACGCGUGUCAUCCUCGUGCCGAUAGACGGCAUUAUGGGUAGUGACUACAUCAAUGCAAACUAUAUCGAUGGCUACAGGAAGCAGAACGCGUAUAUCGCCGCACAGGGGCCGCUGCCUGAGACUUUCGGGGAUUUCUGGCGGAUGGUUUGGGAGCAGAGAGCCGCGUCUGUCGUCAUGAUGACUAAACUAGAGGAGAAAUCACGGAUCAAGUGUGAUCAGUACUGGCCCAGUCGUGGUACAGACACAUACGGGACGGUUCAGGUGUCUCUGCUGGACACGAUGGAACUCGCCACGUUCUGUGUUCGGACCUUCUCGCUGCACACGAGCGGCUCCAAUGAGAGACGAGAGGUGCGACAGUUCCAGUUCACAGCGUGGCCGGAUCACGGCGUUCCCGAAUAUCCCACGCCAUUCCUCGCCUUCCUGCGUAGAGUGAAAGCGUGCAACCCGCCAGACGCCGGACCCGUCGUCGUCCACUGCAGUGCGGGUGUGGGACGCACCGGCUGCUUUAUCGUCAUCGACGCCAUGCUGGAGCGCAUCCGUCACGAGCACACGGUGGACGUGUACGGUCACGUGACUCUGAUGCGUUCUCAGAGGAACUAUAUGGUCCAGACAGAAGAUCAGUACAGCUUCAUUCACGAGGCGCUGCUGGAGGCCGUGGCGUGCGGGAACACCGAGGUCGCGGCGCGCAGUCUCCAUUCGUACAUCCAGAAACUCUCGCAGGUGGAGGCGGAAGAACAUGUUACCGGAAUGGAGCUGGAGUUCAAGCGUCUGGCCAACACUAAAGCGCACACUUCACGGUUUGUGAGCGCUAAUCUGCCCUGCAACAAGUUCAAGAACCGUCUGGUGAACAUCAUGCCGUACGAGACCACCCGCGUGUGUCUGCAGCCAAUCAGAGGCCUGGAGGGCUCGGACUACAUCAACGCCAGCUUCAUAGAUGGAUACAGGCAGCAGAGGGCAUAUAUAGCGACACAAGGGCCGUUAGCCGAGACCACGGAAGACUUCUGGCGGAUGCUUUGGGAACACAACUCCACCAUCGUCGUCAUGUUGACCAAGCUGCGUGAAAUGGGGCGGGAGAAGUGUCAUCAGUACUGGCCCGCAGAACGCUCUGCCAGAUAUCAGUACUUUGUGGUCGACCCGAUGGCAGAAUACAACAUGCCGCAGUACAUACUGAGAGAGUUUAAAGUCACUGAUGCCAGGGACGGACAGUCGAGAACCGUCAGACAGUUCCAGUUCACUGAUUGGCCAGAACAAGGAGUUCCGAAGUCUGGAGAAGGAUUCAUUGAUUUCAUUGGUCAGGUGCACAAAACCAAGGAGCAGUUCGGUCAGGAUGGACCAAUCGCAGUCCACUGCAGUGCGGGUGUGGGCAGGACAGGUGUGUUCAUCACUCUCAGUAUAGUUCUGGAGCGGAUGCGUUAUGAGGGUGCAGUCGACAUCUUCCAGACAGUGAAAAUGCUGCGCACACAGCGACCGGCGAUGGUUCAGACUGAGGACGAGUAUCAGUUCUGUUAUCAGGCCGGUUUGGAGUAUCUGGGGAGUUUUGAUCACUAUGCAACAUAAGAAGAAGACCAGAAACAUCUGGACUCGUCGAUCCCCCUCAACCGUCUGCAAACACACUACAAACACUCGCUGGAGACCCA
Molecule: messenger RNA, 6055 nt
Organism: Xyrauchen texanus (razorback sucker)
Lineage: Eukaryota; Metazoa; Chordata; Actinopteri; Cypriniformes; Catostomidae
Product: receptor-type tyrosine-protein phosphatase S-like
Exons: 35
Coding region: 255-5975 (1906 amino acids)
Biological process (GO): protein dephosphorylation
Molecular function (GO): protein binding; protein tyrosine phosphatase activity
Source: RefSeq, a predicted model, not a curated record